GACAAUCUCUCGCUUUCUAGCAUUUUCCAUUGUUCGAUAGCCUUUGCCUUGAUUUCACCAUGAAGCGCAUCAAAAAUUUGAAAAGAAGUUCGUUUCAGGAGCCCAUCCUUUCGAAGGAGUCCAGUGGGUCAAUGGAUCUCAGCGAUGGCGACGAAAACGAUGCUGGCAGUGCGAAUGUGCUGACAAAGCGCACCAAGAAUCUCGUUUUCAAGAAGUAUAUGCCCAAGUUCCGCAAGCUGGUUGACUGUGAAUACGAAGAUCCCAGCGCUUCUGCCUAUGAGCCACCUCCCAAAUUCUACUGUUCAAUGAAGCUACCGGAAAAAGUUGAGGCCGCACAACCCAAGAUAUUUUCGCAGGCUUCAAGUAGAGACGCAUUCGCACGGUUUCAGCGAUUGGAUAGUCCAGUGUCUCUGAACGAAGGACUCAAUUCCCAGUUUCCUAUGGACUUCAACAACAAGUCAUCUGCAAGUAAGAGAGUAGGAGAGCCUCAGAGAGACGAUUCUAGUGGAAGACAAGAAUAUCAUCCUCCGACUUUCCCCAUCAACACGUGGCAAGGCAAACGAUGCUUCAGCGAUCAGACCAAAAAGACCUUCGACGUCCGCGACAAUAAUAUUCAUUCCGAAAUCGAAGCUUUGUUCAACAAAAAUGCUGAAUUGGAAGAUGCGAGCGAGGCUGUGGCUAAAUCUGAUGAAGCCAGUGACGAAUUUCGUCAGUUUGUAUUCGACGAAAGUUUCAGUCGCAUCGAAAAUGUCACGGUCCAGAAAAGCGAUUCAGGUGUCAGUAACUUCGUAGCAUCUUCUGUUGCUGCAUUGACCGCCAAUUUGACGCAAAACAUUCGUCAGAAAGCAACUCCAAUGCAAAGGAAUGGGAAGAAACCGAUUUCGGGGCAGACGACGUCCACAACUAAGCUCUCGGUGAAGGAGUUGAAAAAAAGCUUCAAGGAUUCUGCCUUUCACAAGCGUGCCUCGAAAAUCGGGAACUCUUCGGCUUCGAAUAGCUCUUCCUUCCGCCCUCCCCAUUCUCUAUCAAAACACAAGACCUGUUCGGUAUCUAGCAAUGGUCCGCCUUCGAAUGCGUCAGUUGUCAGCUCUCAAACUGAUGGAAACAAUCCAUUCUUUGCCAAAGAUGACGCGACGGAAGUCGAUCCUUUCGAUUUUACUAGUGACGCUAAUCAUGAUGAUGUGGAUUGGGAUGUACCGUUGGAGAAAAGCGCAAAAACUUUGGAGAAAACGAAAACAUUCUCAUCAGCUUUUGCCGCCAAAUUUGAUAAAACGAUGAACAAGCCGUCUAAAGUUGAUAAAAGGAUGAUCAAGCCGUCCAAAGUUGCCCAGAAUGUAAAAACGUCAACAAGCAUGGACAACAAUGCGUUGAUCCAAUGCAUUCGCAAUUCAGUAUCUGAUGUGCGAUCCACAAAACCUGAUCCGUCUCCUCGGGGUGCUGCAUCCAUUACGUCCUACAUGGCCCGUAAAAGCCACAAGUCGAGUAAACGCAAGCCUUUGUUGAACGCUGGUGCCAAGGUGCCCAGGAACCCUGUAAAAGGCGAUGGUCCCAAGGGUCUUCCGAAUAACGCUAUUCUCGGAUCUAUGCUUUUUCGGCAUACUAGUCCAACACUUGCAAAGAGGUUUGAUGAUGACGAUGAAGAGGCACUUUUACCAGAUGUACCCCCAGCAAUUUUGACUGCCGCGUCCACUGAAAGUACAGUUUCCAGUGUAACGGAAGAAGCAAGUUCGUUUUAUCAAAAGAAUUUCGAGGGUUGGAAUAAGCAGGCAUAUGACGCUUUGAACCAUUUCCAUCGUAUGCGCAAGAGUGAUCCUAAACGUUACCGGGCUGGGGGUCGUCUUACGAGUGUAGAAGAGGAACACCGAAACAUGUUUAGUGCUUAGACAAAGGCAGAAUUCUUGCUCAGAAUCAAAAGGCGAGCGACUGACCGACCGACCCAAAAAUGUAGAAGAAAACAGCAAGUGUUGAACCACUGCCGAUUGAUGUGUUUGAUCAUCUGCUGGAAGUGUUUUGCAGUGGCUGAUAGCUGUAUUGUAAGCGCCGUAGAAGUGUCAAUCUAAACAGUAGUAGGUACAGCAACGACCUACCAUACUUGCCUAGUCUAUCUAACUGUAAAUAACAUUUUCGGCUACAUCCCUA
Phaeodactylum tricornutum CCAP 1055/1 is the source of this 2139-nucleotide messenger RNA. RefSeq lists its product with no specific name. NCBI's taxonomy places the organism in Eukaryota, Bacillariophyta, Bacillariophyceae, Surirellales, Neidiaceae. The transcript has a single exon. The record is from RefSeq and is a predicted model, not a curated record. The coding region runs from base 60 to 1883 and encodes 607 amino acids.